Aspergillus versicolor CBS 583.65 is the source of this 1056-nucleotide messenger RNA. It is a transcript of the gene pex19, whose product is annotated as putative peroxisomal membrane protein receptor Pex19. NCBI's taxonomy places the organism in Eukaryota, Fungi, Ascomycota, Eurotiomycetes, Eurotiales, Aspergillaceae. Gene Ontology annotation, biological process: protein import into peroxisome membrane. The annotation marks the transcript as partial. The record is from RefSeq and is a predicted model, not a curated record. Gene Ontology annotation, cellular component: peroxisome; peroxisomal membrane. The transcript has 3 exons.
ACACCCGUCUCUACAGAAACGCCGAAACCCGAGUCCACACAGCAACAGUCAAAGCAGUCGGCCAAUGAUGACUCGGACGAUGAAUCAGACUUUGACGAGUUGGACGAGGUUCUCGAUGACUUCAAACCAAAAGCCCAAGCAGAGACCCCCGCACCGCAACCCCCCACCCCCAAUGCCGCCGCUUCCUCCGGGACCCAAGACGUCGAUGAGUUUGACUUCAUGAGCCAACUUGAGAAGGACAUGGCAAAUAUGAUGGGCAAAGCAGCCCAACAGUCCGGCGCCUCGGACCAACAAGGCUUCGAAAACACCAUUAACCAGGGCGCAGAUGCUUUCACAAAGCAAUUAGAGGAUAGCGGGAUCGCGCCCGGUGACUUCAUCAAACAGCUUUUAGCGGAUGUGAUGGCGGAGGAGGAGGGCGAGAAGGGGAAGGAACAGGGACAGGGUCCGUCGUCAUCUACAGGGGCCGCUGCUGCAGCGGCGGCGGCGGCGGCUGCAACAACAACGACAACAGAUACAGCGAGUGAAGCCGGAGCGGGGCCCGAGUCAUUCAAUGAUGCAAUCCAGCGGACAAUCAACCGGAUGCAAGAAUCGGGUGAUAAGGCAACGGCGGCAGCGUCGGAAGACAACACGGACGAUCUCAUCGCGCAACUCCUCAAGGCCAUGGAGGCAGGUGGCGACGGAUCUGGCGGUGAUGACGGCGAUAUCACAAAGAUCUUCAUGGGGAUGAUGGAGCAACUGUCUAACAAGGACAUGCUAUACGAGCCGAUGAAGGAACUCGACACGAAAUUUGGUCCUUGGAUCCAAGAUAAUAAGGGCAAGGGGAAAGUUAGCCAGCCCGAUAUGGAGCGCUACGAGAAUCAAGCGGAGUUAGUGAGGCAGAUUGUGAAAAAGUUUGAAGAACCGGGAUAUACGGAUGAAGAUCCCAAGUGUCGCGAGUAUGUGUGGGAGAAAAUGCAGGCUAUGCAAGCUGCCGGUAACCCACCAGACGAACUCGUCGCCAAUCCUUGGAUGGAUGAUCUCAAGGGUGGCGGUGUUCCUGACUGCCCGCAGCAAUAA